Messenger RNA from Portunus trituberculatus (swimming crab), 502 nucleotides. Its product is annotated as pigment-dispersing hormone 2 peptides-like. Gene Ontology annotation, biological process: response to light stimulus. The transcript is spliced from 3 exons. Gene Ontology annotation, molecular function: hormone activity. Bases 163 to 402 code for a protein of 79 amino acids. Lineage: Eukaryota; Metazoa; Arthropoda; Malacostraca; Decapoda; Portunidae. Gene Ontology annotation, cellular component: extracellular region. The record is from RefSeq and is a predicted model, not a curated record.
AGGCUGUGUGAGGAGGCAGGAGAGGUAGGGGAGACGUGGGACAUAAAUAUUGGGCAGUAGCAGCCACCAGCAUCAUUCCAGCGUCAGCCUUGCCCUAUCUAGUACUUUCCCAGCCUAUCUGCCUGCCUGCCCACCUGCCUACAGAGCAACCUCUUCUCCAAGAUGCGUAGUGGUGCACUCGUGGCCAUGGUGUUGGUGGUGGUCUGCGUCGCCCUCGUCACCCAGGGCCAGGAGCUCAAUGUGCCCGAACGCGAGGCCGUGGCCACCCUGGCGGCGCACAUCCUGAAGGUGGUGCACGCCCCGCCUGAGGUCGUCGGGAGCCUUCCCCACAAACGCAACUCUGAGAUCAUCAAUUCGCUGCUCGGCCUUUCCAGGCUGAUGAACGAGGCCGGCAGGCGGUGAUGGGCGAGCGCUUCGCCUACCACGCCUGCUUUAGGCUGACGCCUGCCCGUCACGCCACAUCACAAAGAUCAAUUGAAUAAACAGUACAAGAACAUCCGCA